AUUCUGACCUCGUCCUAUGAAAGUAAGCUGUUCAAUUUAAUGUAAUUGUCUCAAUACUUUCUCCAUUUUACAAAGAUUUGGGGACGCGAAAGUUUGUCCCUAACAGGUUCCCGUAGCCUCGCGCAUUGGUUGCUGGGAUAUUGGGACCGUGAGAGAGAAGGAUGACCACAGCAGCACGGCCAACGUUCGAGCCCGCUCGCGGUGGGCGGGGCAAAGGAGAGGGCGAUCUGAGCGCGCUGUCUAAACAGUACUCCAGCAGAGACCUGCCGGGACACACCAAGAUCAAAUACAGGCAGCCCACUCAAGAUGCCCCUGAGGAAGUGCGUGCUCGUGAUUUCAGGCGUGAGCUGGAGGAGAGAGAGAGAGCAGCCAUCAAGAACAGAGAGAGAGGAGCGAGAGAACACACCUCCUCUUCCUCCUCCUCUUCUUCGUCUAAACGUCCUCGCCUCGAUCAGAUUCCCGCCGCAAACCUUGACGCAGACGACCCACUCACUGACGAUGGUGAGGACUCUGAUUCCGCCUCUGACAGUGAUGACGACACCGCCGCCCUGCUGGCUGAGCUGGAGAAAAUCAAGAAGGAGAGAGCAGAGGAGCAGGAGAGGAAGGAGCGGGAGCAGAAGGCAGAGGAGGAGAGGAUUCGGAUGGAGAACAUUCUGAGUGGGAAUCCACUGCUCAACCUCGCUGGGCAACAAACACACAUACCCACCACCUUCAGUGUCAAACGCAGGUGGGACGAUGACGUGGUCUUUAAAAACUGUGCUAAAGGUGUGGACGAGUCUCGGAAGGAGAAGCGUUUCAUAAACGACACACUGCGCUCCGAAUUCCACAAAAAGUUUAUGGAGAAAUAUGUCAAAUAAUCCCUAUGACCUUUGACCUUUUAUUCAGUUUCACUUUUUUUUUUUCUUUUUUUUUAAAUUGUUCUCAUGAAUUAUAUUUGUAUUUUGUUGGUUAUUGUGUGUAAUUAAAGCUUUUGAUCUCUUUA
Messenger RNA from Ictalurus furcatus (blue catfish), 982 nucleotides. RefSeq names its product CWC15 spliceosome associated protein homolog (gene cwc15). NCBI's taxonomy places the organism in Eukaryota, Metazoa, Chordata, Actinopteri, Siluriformes, Ictaluridae. Gene Ontology annotation, cellular component: catalytic step 2 spliceosome. The transcript is spliced from 8 exons. Gene Ontology annotation, biological process: mRNA cis splicing, via spliceosome. Gene Ontology annotation, molecular function: RNA binding. The record is from RefSeq and is a predicted model, not a curated record. The coding region runs from base 162 to 857 and encodes 231 amino acids.